AUGGGAGUGCAUGACCUGUGGCAGAUUUUGGAGCCUGUUAAGCAACACACCCACUUGCACAGUCUUAGAGGAAAAACCAUUGCCGUUGAUCUGAGUCUCUGGGUGUGUGAGGCACAGACAGUCAAGAAAAUGAUUGGAACAGUCAUAAAGCCCCACCUCAGAAAUUUGUUUUUUCGAGUUUCAUUUUUAACACUAAUGGAUAUAAAACUGGUAUUUGUUAUGGAAGGGGAACCCCCAAAGCUUAAAGCAGAUGUCAUAAAUAAGAGAAAUCAGAUUCGGUAUGGGCCAUCCGAAAAACCAUUUUCUCGGAAAACAGGAAGAUCACAUUUUAAAUCAGUCUUAAGAGAGUGUCUUGAGAUGCUAAACUGCUUGGGUAUUCCAUGGGUUGAGGCUGCUGGGGAAGCUGAAGCCAUGUGUGCAUACCUCAAUGCUAAUGGUUAUGUAGAUGGUUGCCUCACCAAUGAUGGAGAUGCUUUCCUUUAUGGAGCACACACUGUGUACAGGAACUUUACUAUGAAUACAAAGGACCCACAUGUUGACUGUUACACAGUGUCGUCUAUCAAGAGUAAACUAGGUUUGGACAGAGAUGCUCUAGUUGGGCUAGCAAUACUGCUUGGCUGUGAUUAUCUUCCAAAGGGAGUCCCUGGAGUUGGAAAAGAGCAAGCAUUAAAACUUAUACAGACUUUGAGAGGGCAAAGUUUGCUACAGAGGUUUAAUCAGUGGAAUGAAAAUUCUUGCGGCUCUGUUCAACAAGCACAAGUAGUUAAAAAACUGGCGCAUUGUUCUGUGUGUUCCCAUCCAGGUUCACCUAAGGAUCAUGAACGCAAUGGAUGCAAAUUAUGUAAAAGUGAUAGAUUUUGUGAACCACAUGAUUAUGAAUACCUUUGUCCAUGUGAGUGGCACUGUAUCGAACGUGAUAGACAACUAAAUGCAGUAGAGAACAAUAUUAAGAAAAAAGCUUGCAGUUGUGAAGGAUUUCCAUUCCCUCAGGUUAUUCAAGAAUUCCUUCUGAACAAGAAUAAGUUGUUAAAGAUAAUCAGGUACCAAAGACCUGAUUUGUUGUUAUUUCAGAGAUUUACCUUUAAAAAAAUGGAGUGGCCCAAUCACUAUGCAUGUGAGAAAUUAUUGGUGCUUUUAACCCACUAUGACAUGAUGGAAAGAAAAGUUGGUAGAAAGAACUCUGAUCAACUGCAUCCAAUUCGAAUUGUCAAGAACCGAAUCAGAAAUGGAGUUCAUUGCUUUGAAGUUGAAUGGGAAAAACCUGAACAUUAUACUGUAGAAGAUAAGCAGAAUGGAGACUUGAUUCUCCAAACAAUUGAAGAAGAAUCAUUGUUUAAAGCAGCCUAUCCUGAGAUUGUUGCUGUUUAUCAAGAACAAAAGUUAGAACGUAAAGAAACAAAACAGAAAAGUAUGAAAAUUAAGCCAAAAGAAAACAGUUUGCCAGAAUCAGAUGAUGUAAUAAGUUUUCAGUCACACAUGAAUUUAAAAUCCACAUAUGAAGCCUUUCCUAAGCAGAAUUCUAAAUUAUAUUUUGACAUUUCUUCAGAUGUUAAACUACCCCAAGAAUGUAUUUCUCAGCCACCAAAUAAUUUGCUUUUACCUGAAGAUGCUUCCUGUUUGUAUAUACAAGAUGAGCUAAUGGCUUCUCCAAGACCUUUGGCUACGCGUCAAAUUAAAGACAAUAAGUUUCCAACUUCAGUAUCUAGUCACCCCAAUCAUUCAUCCCAUAAUAUAUCGGUGGUUGCUGAUCUACACUUGAGUACUAUUGACUGGGAAAGUACUUCUUUUAAUAAUUCUCCAGCUAUUCAGAAGAACAUUGUCUCUCACAGUGUUAAAUCAGAACUUGAAAUGAGUAUCCCCAGUAAUUUUGAAAAUAAAAUAGAACAAUUGCCAUAUGAAUCACAAGGCUAUACCACAAACAUCUAUAAGAUAUUGGGUGAAGACCAUCAGAAGACUAGUCCUGAAGACCAUCUGCUUUCUGGCAUUACCGAUUUACAUCUUCAAGAUUUGCCUUUAAAGGAACGAAUACAUCUCAGAGCAUAUCAGAGUAAAAUGCAAGCUCAGUCCCUAUUUAAGGUGAAAGAACCUUGCAUUGCUGGCAACAUUUCUGAUUCACCACUUUUGUCAAAGAAUCUCACAACUGUUAAUUUGCAAAACGAAUCCACAAACUCUCAAGUUCCAAAACGGGACCAUCUGCUUCAAGAAAACUGUGAAGUAAAUACUGCUUUAAAUCAUAAUAAAAAAAAUGAUGCCCAAACCACUCAGAAAAUUGUAAUAAAGAAGAGCGUUUGCCUUGACGUAUACUCCUCUGAUGAAGAAAGUGCCCCAGUGUUUGGAAAAGCAAAAUCUACAACCCAGAAUGGGAAGCAGUAUUCUCAGAAGCAUAACCCAGCCCCACACAGGGAAAAGGAUGUUAACAAACUGAGUAACCAUAAAAUACAUAUUAAAAAAACUGAACAGCGUGUCCAGGCUUCUAAAAUAACUGGAAAUGAAGAAACCUAUUCCUUGGACCCAGCACAAAGGUCUCUAAGAUUUUUACAGCGUCAGAAGGAAAAAGAAGCCCUUGAUGUGUAUUUGAGUAGUCCUCUUCCUUUAUGUCAGAGAUUAAAACUAAGGUUCCAGAGAGAGCACUUGAAAUGA
Molecule: messenger RNA, 2640 nt
Organism: Elephantulus edwardii (Cape elephant shrew)
Lineage: Eukaryota; Metazoa; Chordata; Mammalia; Macroscelidea; Macroscelididae
Gene: GEN1
Product: GEN1 Holliday junction 5' flap endonuclease
Exons: 13
Coding region: 1-2640 (879 amino acids)
Molecular function (GO): 5'-flap endonuclease activity; four-way junction DNA binding
Source: RefSeq, a predicted model, not a curated record